Humulus lupulus (European hop) is the source of this 1697-nucleotide messenger RNA. RefSeq lists its product as uncharacterized. The record is from RefSeq and is a predicted model, not a curated record. The coding region runs from base 279 to 1544 and encodes 421 amino acids. The transcript has 4 exons. NCBI's taxonomy places the organism in Eukaryota, Viridiplantae, Streptophyta, Magnoliopsida, Rosales, Cannabaceae.
UAUUACAAAUCCAUUUGAUAUUUCAUAAUACUAUCCAUUUCGAACAGAAAAAUCACAUUUUGUUCUCUUCUUUUCGUUCUUCAACAAUAGCCAGAUAUAACAAAAAGUUUUGCAGCAAAAAAGAAAAGAAAACCAGAUAAGACAACACAAGUCCUCUCUCUUACGCCUCUCACACGCCUAUAUAUAUCUACAAGACCACUUCCAACUCUUCAAAAGCUCUGUGCCUUCAAGUCUUUUGUUGCUGCUCUGUGCCUUCAAGUCUUUAGCAUUGAACAAAAAUGGGACACCUUUAUGGAGGCAGGUCCUUAUGUGUAGCAGCAGUUCUAGUAGUAAUACUAGUGUUGACAUUGAGCAUACCGUGUUCAAAUUCUCUACGAAUUACUAAGACGAAUUCUAUGGUUUAUCGAUCCCCCAAGUUUGAGUUGGAACCGGGAUCAGUGGUGGACAAAAUUUACUUCAACAUUGACUUUCCAAGAGGUCAUAUUGCUGUCAAGAAUUUUAAUGCUGAAGUAGUUGAUGAGGCAGGGAACCCUGUCCCUCUUCACGAAACUUAUCUGCACCAUUGGGUCGUGUUCAGAUAUUAUCAGCGCAAAGGGGUCCAAAUUGUAGAGCAUGAUGGCUUAAAGCAAAGAAAUCAAUCAACCUUUAUAGGAGCAAGGAACCAUGGAGUGUGCCAAGAGAAUCAACUUGGGCAGUAUUUUGGCCUUGGCUCAGAAACAAGGAAAACAUCAACAUUUGUUCCUGAUCCAUAUGGAAUUGAAGUUGGUAACCCUGCAGAAAUUCCUGAUGGCUUCGAGGAGAGAUGGUUGCUCAAUGUGCACGCAAUUGAUACGCGAGGCGCGGAAGAUAGGUUGGGAUGCACCGAGUGUAGGUGUGAUCUUUAUAACGUCACUAAGAACCAGCGUGGCCAGCCUCUGAAACCAGAUUACGUUGGAGGGUUACAUUGUUGCUAUGAUCAAACUCAUUGCAGAGUGAGAAAUGGCUUUCAAGGUGUCAAGAGAAGCCUCUACCUUAGAUAUACUGUGGAAUGGGUUGAGUGGACUGAUUCUAUCUUGCCUGUUAAGAUCUAUAUUUUUGAUAUCACUGAUACUUGGAAUGGUUUGAACUCUGCUGAACAUGGUUGCCAAGUUGAGCAUGAUGUUGCGAAAUCAUGCAAGGGCAUUAGAGGGACAAGUCAGAGUUGCAUUGAGACCAGAAGAAAAGGAAUUAGGGCUCCAACCGGCGGAUAUGUUGUUUAUGGUGUUGCUCAUCAGCAUACUGGGGGAGCUGGUUCAACUUUAUAUGGAGAGGAUGGAAGGGUUAUAUGCUCUUCAAUUCCAAUUUAUGGAACUGGGAAGGAGGCAGGGAAUGAAACCGGUUACAUUGUGGGCAUGUCCUCUUGUUAUCCUAAACCAGGUUCUGUCAAGAUGGUUGAUGGUGAGACUCUUGUACAUGAGUCCAGCUAUAGUAGCAGCCAACCACAUACAGGUGUUAUGGGGCUGUUUUAUAUGCUAGUUGCAGACCAAUUGCCAAGUCCAAAGCUCUACAUGGACACUUCACUUUGAGUGGCACAUUUUUUGAUGUGAAUAUGUUAUCAAUCACUAUCUACUGUCUGUUUUGGGCUAGUUCAAAUAAUUGGGUGGAUGUGUGACUGUACCUAUCCUUUUAUGCAUGUCCAUAAUGUCCAUGCCCUAAAGAAAGAAACACGUUAUGAUAUA